AUGGCGAGCUUCCUACUGGUGCAUUUAACGACGUUGCUCAGCUCAUUGGAUGCCAUUCUCGCACUGUCCGACGUAUCUGGGCUCAAGCGCAACGCGACCAACAUUCCAAAGACGGCAAUUCUCGAUCACAUCAAGGAAAAUGGACGCCUUAAAGCUCGGUCCAACUACAUCAAGCCAAUGCUGACGGAGAAGAACAAGGAAGACCGCAUGAAGUUUGCACUGAGCUUUCUAUCGCCUUAG
Messenger RNA from Aphanomyces invadans, 240 nucleotides. RefSeq lists its product as hypothetical. The coding region runs from base 1 to 240 and encodes 79 amino acids. The record is from RefSeq and is a predicted model, not a curated record. Lineage: Eukaryota; Oomycota; Saprolegniomycetes; Saprolegniales; Verrucalvaceae. The transcript is spliced from 2 exons.